This is a messenger RNA of Gambusia affinis (western mosquitofish), 2784 nucleotides long. RefSeq names its product zinc finger protein 883-like. The transcript has 3 exons. The record is from RefSeq and is a predicted model, not a curated record. Lineage: Eukaryota; Metazoa; Chordata; Actinopteri; Cyprinodontiformes; Poeciliidae. Gene Ontology annotation, biological process: regulation of transcription by RNA polymerase II. The coding region runs from base 412 to 2148 and encodes 578 amino acids. Gene Ontology annotation, molecular function: DNA-binding transcription factor activity; RNA polymerase II cis-regulatory region sequence-specific DNA binding.
UGGAACUUCCGGCGGAAGUACGCACAAGGUGCUAGCACCGUUAGCUUCCAGCUUCCUUCUGUUUAUCGUUGGUUGGAAAACGGUUUUUACUGUGUGAGCUGAAUAUUUCAGUGUCCGUAGUAACAAUAUCUCCGGUUCAUCAUCAGAGAGAGAUAAACUGUCGGAUAAAUAUUCAAACUCAGAGAUCGAUCAUCAGCUCAGGCUGCUGGAUUCAUCUGGAAAACCCAAAACAUCUCCGAACCUCCUGGAGGUGUUUCCUGAUCCAGGCUUCAUAGAAAACAGCUGAUCCAAAUGAUUGGAUGACGUUUCCUGCAGUCGUCCUGUUAAUCACCCAAAGAUUCAAUCCAGGUCUUCCACAGCCUCAUCUCUGUUCCUGCUCUCAUAACUGAAGGGAAGAACUCAGACGUCCACAUGACGGUAAACUCUAUGAAAAUACAAGAGCAAAAACAACACAAGAUGGGUGAGCCAAAAGAGGAACCAGAACCUCAACCAAUCAAAGAAGAACAGGUUGAACUGUGGGCCAUUCAGGAUGAGGAGCAGCUUUUAGUGAAGCAGGAGAGCAGCACCUCUACAGCGACUGCUGCUUCUGAGAAAAUAUCCCACAAUGAACCAGAACUGGACCAGAGGAUGGAGAUAAAGGAGGAACCAGAACCUGUUGAGAUUAAAGAAGAGCAAAAGCAUCUCUGCAGUGAUCAGGAUGAAGAUCAUCUUUUAGUGAAGCUGGAUCCUGAAGCCUUGAUGGUGUCUCCUACUUAUGAGCAAAAAGACAAUAAUGAACCAGAACCAAACAAGAACCAGCUGCUCUCUGCACACGGACCUGAAGAUGAGAACCAACAUCAGCAAGAAAGCAACCAGAAAGACUCAGGAUCCAGUAAAGAUAAAGAUCUGAGUCCAGAAAAGAGACCACAGGAGAGCAGAAAUAAGAGGGACAGUGUGAACAAUUCAGAGCUAAAAAAACAGAAAACAGAUUUAUCCUGCUGUAAUGAAUGUGGUAAAUACCUAACAACCCCACAGCACUUGAGUUUGCACAUGAGAAUCCACACAGGGGAGAAGCCACAUCCUUGUAAAAUGUGCAGUAAAUCCUUUAGAAAUAGUGGUAAUUUGCUUCGGCAUGAAAGGACUCACUCAGGAGAAAAGCCGUUUUUUUGUGAAGUGUGCGGUAAGUCCUUCAGGUAUGAUGGACAUUUCACUAUUCAUAAGAGAACACACACAGGGGAAAAACCAUAUCACUGUAAACUAUGUUCCAAAUCCUUCAGUGACUGGACUGGUAUGGCCAGACACAUGGGAACUCACGCCAACGAGAAACCAUAUUCUUGUGAAGUGUGCAAAAAAUCUUUCAAAAAACGACACGACUUGUCUCGUCACCUUAAAACUCACACAGGUGAGAAACCUUUCUCAUGCAUGACAUGUAGGAAAGGUUUCAUCAGGAAAUUUGCUUUAACUAUGCACAUGAGAACUCACACAGGUGAGAAGCCAUAUCCAUGUGAACUGUGCGAUAAAUCUUUUCGAGACCAGAGUAAUUUAGCUCGACACAUCAGAACUCACAUGAGAAAGAAGCAGUAUUCUUGUGAUGUGUGCGAUAAAUCUUUUAGAGACCGUAGUAAUUUGGCACGUCACAUAGCAACUCACAUGGGUGACAGACAUCCUUGUGAAUUCUGUGUCAAAUCUUUUAGACAGAGUAGUGAUUUGGUUCGUCAUCUUAGAACGCACACAGGCGAGAAACCUUUCUCAUGUUCGACUUGUGGUAAAAGUUUCCCAAGGCAAUCUGCCUUGAAUGUUCACAUAAGAGCUCAUACAGGUGAGAAGCCAUUUUGUUGCAACUUGUGCCACAAAUCUUUUAGAGACAAUAGCAACAUGGCUCGUCACCUCAGAACCCACACAGGUGAGAAACCAUAUUCUUGCAAACUGUGUGGUAAGUCCUUUCAGCACUCUUAUUAUUUGACCAAUCAUAUGAGCACUCACACAGGUCAGAAACCAUAUCCUUGUGAUUUGUGUGAUAAGUUUUUCAUGCAACGCAGCGAUUUGGCUCGUCACCUGAGGACUCACACAGGGGAGAAACCUUAUUCUUGUGAAUUCUGUGAUAAAUCUUUCAGACAGAGCAGUAUUCUGACCCGUCACCUCAGAACUCACACCGGUGAGAAGACUUGAGACUCCCAUAUUUCUCAAGCUGAACAAUCAAUGCGCCGUUUUACUUUUAUGAAACGGUAAUGGAGAGAACAUCACACCUUCCUGCAGACAGCCUCCUUAGUGGACAACAACGUUACAAUUUCCAUCCAGGAGUUUGUAGCCAUUUGACAGUCUUCAUAGUUAUUUAGUGAAGAGUUACGUAGAUCCAUAAUUCCUCACUGCAUUCGGUAAAGAUUUACUUUCAGGUUUAAAUUGAUUAAAAACAUUCAAAAUCUGAAGAAGUUUUCUGGACUUGAGCAAAAAGAAUGUAUUUCUUGGUUGAAAGACAAAAAUCAGAUCAUUUUCUAAUCAAUACUUAAUAUCACCUUUUGAGAUUCACUUCCUGGUUACAGUCAGACUGUUUGCUGCAAAUUCACAACUGAUGGACAAACUUCUUUAUAACAAAAUGUUCAAAGUUCCAUUUAUUGUUAUGAAAAUGUAAUUUUUUUUCUUCUUAAGUCUCAUGACCAUGUUGAACUUUUGUGUUUAUAGUCUGUUGACUGUGUGAACAUGUGGUUUAUCUUAUAUCCAUUUCAUUUUGAUCUUCUGACUAGAUAAUGUUGUUAUAUGAACUUGAAAUAAAAACACGUGGAGCUGAUGGACUGACGGCCAACAGCU